Molecule: messenger RNA, 443 nt
Organism: Musca vetustissima
Lineage: Eukaryota; Metazoa; Arthropoda; Insecta; Diptera; Muscidae
Exons: 2
Coding region: 1-435 (144 amino acids)
Source: RefSeq, a predicted model, not a curated record
AUGGCUGAGGAUCCAAUUAAUCAACAACAAUUUGCCGAAGAUGUUUUGGCUGCUACCCAGGAUGAUGGUAGCUUUGCUGCAGGUGGCAAUUUGGGUGAUCUCAAUGGUAAUAUGGGAAAAUUGCCCAGUGUCGAUGAAGUCUGGAAAUUGAUUGAACAAAUGGACGGCAUCAGCGAUGAGGAACGUGCCAGCAUUCGUGAAAAUCUCUAUAAUCCACAAGAGGGCACCGCUGAAGAUUUUAUGAAACGUUAUGCCCAACCGGAUAUGGGUCAUACGUCAUGGGAUUAUAUUAUCUUCUUUACAAUGCUUGCCAUAAUCAUUGCUAUUUUUGCUCUCUUCGGUUAUAAAUUAUACAAAUCGUUGAUGUCCAAGGAAUUGAAAAAACAAGAAAAGCUUAAACAAAAACAAUCAAAGAAAAGUAAAAAGGUCAACUAAAGCUAAUU